AUGAUUAACAAUACUACUCUGGUCAGAGAGCACACAGACUGCCAUGAAGUUCAGGUUCCCAUCGAGAUCUUUCUCAUCAUUGGUGUUGUAAGCCUGAGUGAAAACCUUCUGGUUGUGGUGGCAGUGAUUCGUAAUAAAAACCUGCACUCUCCCAUGUACUGCUUCAUCUGCAGCCUGGCGGCUUUUAACACCAUCUCCAGCCUCUCCAAAACCUGGGAGAACAUCAUGCUGGUUUUUAGAGACGCUGGCCAUCUGAACUCUCAGGGACCAUCUGAGCUCAAGAUAGAUAAUGUGAUGGACACUCUGCUCUGCAUGUCAUUUCAAGGCUCCAUCUUUAGUUUCCUUGCAAUCGCUGUGGAUCGCUAUAUUACUAUAUUCCACACGUUACAGUACCACACACUCAUGACUAUGCAGCGCACAGUAACCAUCCUGAUCACAAUCUGGGCCCUGUGUGGUUUCAGUGGUGCUCUCAUGAUCACGUUCUUUGAAACUACAGUGGUGAUGAUCUUCUUCAUUGUGCUCUUCUUAGCUGCCCUGUUCCUUACCCUCCUACUCUAUGUGCAUAUGUUUUUGCUGGCACAGUAUCAUGCAGGCAGGAUCGCAUCUAUGCCAGGAGCCACUGGGCACCGCAGGAAGCGUGGCCUGAGAGGGGCACUCACACUUACCAUUCUUUUUGGUGUGUUUGUGGUCUGCUGUGCUCCUUUCUUCCUCCACCUCCUGAUUAUUAUGGUAUGCCCCAAAAACCCAUACUGUGAGUGUUAUCGGUCUCUCUUCCAGCUGCAUGUGGUGCUGUUGAUAAGUCAUGCAGUUAUUGAUCCAGCUAUUUAUGCCUUCAGGAGCGCUGAGCUACGAAACACCUUCCGGAAAAUGUUCUUCUGCUUAACGGAAGCUCAGAAUUAUGUCCAUGGCACAUGUGAAUUUGUAAUAUCAUUUGCAUGA
Tachysurus vachellii is the source of this 939-nucleotide messenger RNA. It is a transcript of the gene mc2r, whose product is annotated as melanocortin 2 receptor. Lineage: Eukaryota; Metazoa; Chordata; Actinopteri; Siluriformes; Bagridae. Gene Ontology annotation, cellular component: membrane. The record is from RefSeq and is a predicted model, not a curated record. Gene Ontology annotation, molecular function: melanocortin receptor activity. Gene Ontology annotation, biological process: G protein-coupled receptor signaling pathway. The coding region runs from base 1 to 939 and encodes 312 amino acids. The transcript has a single exon.